AUGGACAGCCAGGAUGUAGGCCAUGACAGCAAAGCUAGCGAUGGGAGCACACUUGAUCAAGUCAUGGCAUGGAAGCCACCUCAAUAUUUGCUGCCUCCAUCAACGAGACAAACUGUAUUGCUGUCAUCAGAGAAUGGCAACGGCAUUAAUAACGCAUCUUCAGACAGGGACUCUGCAACGGGCGAAUAUGACAGUGACAACUACAGCUUGAUGCACUUUGCAUCAACCGAUGCUGUCCUCGAUGCAAACGCUGAAAACAUCGACAUCGAGUCGCCGCAGCUGGACGGACAGACGUAUCUUAAUAAUACUUUGCCUAACGAAAAGCAAGCCGAAUAUGAGGAUGAAGAUAUCGACAUCUUUAUGCCAGAUUUCGACAUCUCGCCAUCGCCUGCCACCACUACGAAAGCUACAAAAGGACAAAGGAGAACUCGAAGAAGGAGGAAGGCUCUUGCUAAGAAUGAUGCUGAAGUUAUACAUUGUAUUAUAUGUGGCAGGCCAUUGAGAGAGCCUGUCGAGGUUCAUUCGGUAUUCGUCAAACACGUCAAGCCACCUAUUGUGAGGCAUAUGAAACGCAUGAACAACAUCUUGGACUUUCCAUCACAUGCCCGAGUCUGCAUGUAUGACCUUCAACGAGCCAUGCAAGCACGUAUAGAUGAAAUGAUGAAUGAAGAUGAAGACGAAACUGCUGAAUUGCAGGCUUCUGUUAUGAAGAAUCUUGGAGAGUUUGAACUUGAACCAUUUCAAAAGACGAGAACAUUAGGACAGAAAGCUGCUGAUGCCGUAGCGAGAUUUGGUGGAAGUUGGGGAUUUGUCAUUGUUUGUAUUUCAUUUAUCGCUGUAUGGGCCUUCCUCAAUGAAAUCUUGGAGAACUAUGUUGGUAGCACAUGGGAUCCAUAUCCCUUCAUUCUCCUCAAUUUCUUCCUUUCUAUGAUUGCUUCUAUUCAAGCUCCUAUUAUUAUGAUGUCUCAAAACCGUCAAAGUGAAAUCGAUCACGAAGUGAAUGACUAUGUCAGUACUAUAAUGCUUCGAGCCGAAAACCUCAUCCGUCAUGCCCAAGCUAAAACUGACCUCUUGGUUGGUCCCACAUUCCGUCGCCUACUCGAAAUCCAAGAAAUAGAAGUCGACUUGAUACAAACACUCCAUCAACAACAUCGUCGUUUCAUACAUCGUAAUACCGUCAACGAUGAUGCCCAAUCUCCUGAUGGAAGUGGCACGAUAACACCAUCCACAGCAGCAGCAACAUGGACGGUUGAAACACAUCCUGAUCCACAUGCUAGAAUGUUGUUGCAUCGCUACUUUAACAUCUUUUUAGAACAAGACCAACUUAUCUUUUCUCGUGCUCAUGGUGAUGGAGAUAAUUAUAUUGGGAGUGUUGAGAAUGUGAAGCUUGAGUUCCGAGAAGGGCCUGGUCGAGAUCGUGGUCGAUUAAGGAGGAUUACGUAUGAUUUGGUGUUUCCUCUAUCGGUGGGUGGUACGUUGGAUGAUGUGUUGUCUGGUGAUGGACAUGUCAGUUUGAGGAAUGCUUUUGAUAUACCCCAACUCGUCAUGCCAGGUCGAUUGUACUCCAUGACUGUACACUUUGCCAAUGAAGUCGUCACCUUCCAGAAUGGUGACUUGCCACCUAGAUACCUCCCUACUUUUGCACCAAAGCGUGUAGAUAAAGUAGCAGAACUAUGGAAGCGUAGUGUCUCUAAAAUCUCGUUUACAUACGCUCCACCGGCUCAGGUCGCGGUAGUCCACCUUACAGAACGUCAAGUAUUGAAAAGAGGAUCUAUUCGAUUCUUCCCUCCAUUGGGCAAAACAGAAGCUAAAGUAUCUACUGCAUUCUUGUAUCAAGGAGAUUUUGUGUCUGAGGAUGUCCUCCAACAGAUUGUGGGUCCACGACCAUUACCUCCAACAUGGAAGAAGAUAGCAGAGGUUGAUUGGGCGUCUUCAACAGUAGUUUCUUCUCAGGCUGGUGAUAGAACCUCUGCUGCACCUAUACAAGAACAACAGCAGAUGGAAGUACAUCUCGAAGAUCUACAAGGACCUGGUGUCUUUGUAUUCACCUGUGACGAGGUUAGAGCAUCGUUCCAUGGGCAUUUGGCUUCCGUUGGUCGUGAACAGUGA
Molecule: messenger RNA, 2109 nt
Organism: Synchytrium microbalum
Lineage: Eukaryota; Fungi; Chytridiomycota; Chytridiomycetes; Synchytriales; Synchytriaceae
Exons: 7
Coding region: 1-2109 (702 amino acids)
Cellular component (GO): cell wall
Source: RefSeq, a predicted model, not a curated record